CCCCACUUCCUUCUCUUCUUUUUUUUUCUUCUGUUGGGUACCGACUGUCCCGCGAGCCUCCUCCCUUCGUGAAACGUUCUCUUUUCUAUUUACGUGUUUUUGGCUCCCUGGUGACUCUUUCCUAAUUUUUUUUCCCUCUCACUCUUUAUUCUUUGCUGGUGGCCUCUUUUUCUUUCUCUGUUCUUUUUUCCCCUUCUGGUCAGACUUGGGUGGUUGAUCUCUUAUCAACUUGUUUACCCCCUCCUUCGAUCGAAACUUUUUUUUAUCGCUGCCCAUCUGCUCCACCCCCGAACUACCCAAAACUACGACCCAAAGUCCGCCUUCUCCCUUCUUUUUACCUCCUUCCCCCCCACUCGCCGGGUACCAGUCAGGCACGGCGACAGAUUCUAUAACAGGCACAAAGGCCCAAAGGGCCCAACUCUUUCCCCUAGGCCUGCAGCUGCAUCUUCUUCCCACCACUCAUCGCCCACCUGAGAAGACUUUUCCCUUCCUUUUGCCCCCUCGUUGGAGACUCGGACCCACGCCCGACGCUCCGCCGCCCGACCGUUCUCACGUCUAUCCGCCUAAUUUCCCACCCUUUUCAGAUGGAGACAUUGCGAUCUGGAAGAUACCACCUUGCACGCUCCGCUCGCUGACAGAUCCGGAUUACGCCCAGCUGCCUGCCAUCGCCCUUGCGAUCGGCAGGUCUGAUUUCCGUGGUUGCGAUUAUCUGAAACCGGGUUGGGCGACAAGAAAGAGAAGAGUGAGUGUGUGAGAGAGAGCGCGCGAAAGAGGGAAGACGGGGUGUACACAACGUCAGAUCAGUACCCCAAGAGAGGUCACAAAGGGAUUGCGAUACGGAUUCUAUACGAAGGAACAUUGAAACCCGAAAUCUACGCCAGUGCGAUCUAAGGUUGUUGCAUAUACCGCUCACGAACCAUCACCGGCUUGGCCCUGGGAAUUAAACAAGAAUUAUUAUACGUACCAAGUGGACCAGGCCAGGAACACCCGACAAAAAUACCUGCCCAACCCCAGCACUCCUACUGAAUCAUCCCUCGCGCAUCGAGAACCGGUCUGGUCGAAGGAGGGUCCUUCUGCUUUCCCUCGCCGUCCGUUCGUGCAGCAAGCCAUGCCUGCGGGCAGGGCUCAUCCUCAGCCGGCCUAUGUCGAAGACUUCGACGAGGUUGCACAUGGCGUCGUACCCGAUAGUCGGCACUCUGCCAAUACUACGGCCAACACGGCUGUCAAAAUCUCCUCCAGUCGUACCGCCGCCACAGCCAACAGCACCCAAUCUGGCCCGUCGGGCGGGAGAAGUCCCCCAGUGCCUAUUAAGCUGGACAUGCCCAAGCAACGCACCGAUCUAGCCAGAAAAAACUCCAGCCGCAGAGAACGCAAGGACAAGGAACGAGAACGCGUCCGGCCAGAGCACGUUGAGAAGCAGAUGGGUACUCAUCCCCACCAGCUCACUCACGUGCAACGGUCGUCGUCUAAACCUCGCCGUCGUGACUCUGCCCACAUUCCACACUACAACCCACCAGCAGCCGACCUUUACUACGAGGGGUCCCGCCCCUAUCACCUACAACCCUCUACCCCCGUCGAACGUUCCGCGAUGGAAUACCCACCUUACCACUUCAGCCGGCCGCCGAUGGCCGAGUACCCGCCGUCGUCGCCGCAGACGGCUCGCUAUCCAUGGGCCGUUGAGGAAUACCACCGUCCGGCCAGUCGGCCUACCCGCUCAAACUCCUUCCGUGCCCCCAUGUACCACCAGGAACGUCCCAUGAGUAUGCACGGUGGAAUGAUGGCUCCACCACCGCCACACAUGUAUCAUCAACAGCAACCACAGUACUAUGAUCAUGGCCCUCCACCCGCGUCGGCCUAUGUAUCUCAGUAUGCCUCGUCUCCAUACGGUGGUUCUUACUAUGGUGGCUCGGAGUAUGGUCCCCCAACGGACUAUCCACGGGAUCGAUCUCACUCUCGAACUCGGGAACGAUCUCAACAACCCCGGGCACAUCGCUCGUCUUCCAUUUAUGGUGGGCAACCGCCCAUGGACCACAACGUCUUCCCAGACUGGAUGGACGAGCCGGAGCCCUAUGAUCAAUGGGCGCCCGAAGAAGCUCAUCGAGAGAUGCCUCGCGCAUACCGCCGGGAAAGAGAAACUCCGCGUGAGUAUCAUCGCGAGAGAGAUGUCCCUCGUGAAUACCAUCGGGACGUUCCGCACGAGGUACCUCGUGGUCGUGCUCCAAAGCCGCCUCGGGAUGAGGACUUUUACAAGAUGCCUCCACCGCCUCUACCAAAGCCUCAGAAGCCCAAGGCCCAGGUUCAUCAAACGAAACGACCCGAACGACCCGAACUACCACGCAAAGCCCAUACCAGUCAAGCCGUUCCAGCACCGCGUCGGCAAUCCCGCGCGUCGAUGGACAUGAGUGACAUAGCUGCUGCAUUGCCAGAUUUUGGUCGACGCGUGUCCCGCGAAGACAGGCUGCCCGACCGGACCCGGAGCCUCCGCGAAAGCAAGCGGUCGAAUUCCUAUCACGACCCCCGCCGCGGCGCCCAGGUCGCCGUCGAGAGCUCCCGUCGUUGCCGUCCAACUGAUUAUUACUAUGACGUCGAGGACGACGACGAGGACGAAGACGACGACCUCGGCAGCACCGGCACGGCAGGUGGCCUGGAAGACCGCGAACGCGACCGCCUGGGCGAAGCCGAACGCUACCAAGCACUACAGUCCGGCCGGACGACUACCAUGCCUGCCUCCGCCGAGGCGCUCCUCACCAAGAAAGCCGUCGGUGCCGGCAGUGACAAUGGUAGUCAAAAGAGCCGGUCGAACAGCAGCCGUGGUAGCGGCAGCGGCAACGGCGAGGGCAAGAAUAUGAAUCUCAUGGUAAACGGACUAACCAUCGGUUUCACGGAAGAGUCCGUCGCCGGCAAGAACAUUAGUAUUCGUGCUGGUGAUACUGGCCGCGUGCAAUUGUCUAUUGCUGGCGAUCGCGCGCCCAAGCAGUAUCAUGCGAGCGGCUCUUCGUAUUCCGAUCAGACGGGUCGUUCUGCCCGGCGAGAACUGGAAGAGGCGCCGCGACGCCCGCGUGAUGAUCUUCGUUCCGAACGUGCAAGUCGUCGCUCGAGUCAAUCGACUUAUGGCGGUAACCGUCGGUAUGCGAGGUAAAUCGUGUGAGCUGUAGCGCGCAACUUCCAUACUCUGGGUCUUUACGUCUCUGGUUUAUCGUUUCAUGAUGAGAUUACGUUCUCUCGCUGUCUCCUGGUGGUCGCUUCGCAGCGCUUGGUCAGGGUUAUGUCAAAAGUUGGAUUUUGGAUUUUGGAUUUUCGGAUUUGGACUGGGAUCGGCACUUAUGAUUAUGUUUGUUUUUUUUUUUUUUUAUUUUCAUUUUCUUUUUCUUUCCCCUAUAUCUUGGUUUUUGUUCUUCCUUGGUACUCAUGAUAUUUCACGGGACGGUCUACAAAAAGUGGUUCGAGCAAAGCGUUCGGGUUGAUGCUCUCGCUUCCCUCGCGGGUCAAACCGAAAGCACAAAAGGCGAGAUCUCGAGGCUCGCCAACCCGUCUGAUCGGACCGGGUGGAUUCUCUGGUUUCAUUUUGUUUGCGUUUACGUUUGCUAUCUGUUGCGUGGGAGUGGGAGUGUCAGAUGUGUGGUUGGGAGAACUGUCCGUUGGAUGUGUUUGGGAUGGACUGGACGGGCCUGGACCGGAUCGGCCGGACUGCACCAUCUUGGCUGACCAAUUGCCUGUCUAUCCUUGGAUCUGAUCUUGAUUUGGAUCUUGAUGGGGAUCUGGAUGGACGGGUAGCUGGAUAGCUGAUGGGCGGAACUGGACUGGACUGGAUCAGACUGGACCGUGUCCGCAACAACCGGAAUGAUGGACAUGAACCCUACUGCGCAGAUCUGACACCCGCCGCCUCCGUUACGGUGAUAUGAUUGUACGAUUCUGAUGACCUGCGAUGACAAGUUCGAUUCCUGUGAUUGAUGCUUUGCUUUGCGUUGCCUUGAUGAUGGAUGCAAGCCAUUUGCCAGCGUUGAUGUAUAUCCUUCUUCCCUUAUUUACCUACCUUUUUCAUGUUCCCUUUCAUAUAUUUCCCAUAUAUGAUUCUGAUUUUGAUUAUGAUUUUUCUCCCUUACGCGCUCUAUAUCGACUACCCCAUUUACCCCAUUCUGUGCUACGUCUACGUCUACGUCUACGUGUACGUGUUGAUGUCAAUUGUCUUCUUCUAGUGGGGUUUUCUCUUUCUUGCCUCUUGCCUCUUGCCUAUUUGUGAUAUGUGCUGAGUUUGAGGAGUGAGUUUAUAUACCCCCCAUAUUCGCCGUUUGGUUUUUAGGUAGCUUUAGCGGUUGCUUAUGAUUUUGUUUACUUGUCAUACCAUGUUACAACACCAGGUCAUCUUACUGCAAUGCCUUUGAAGUUUCCUACUGGAUGAACAUCCUUUGCGGUAAAUACAUUGGGAUUGCUUCUAUUUAUCUUUUUAUUGAGGUCACACCACCCGAUUCUCCGGCCCGGGUCUCAAUCUGUCGCAAGCGGGGAGCGAGUUCACUAUUGACAAUGAACCUUGGACACCUCUACCUUGCAUAACUCUAGAACGAAGCUUUGUUCUGCUCCAAGAACUCCUUCCAGGUGGUGGGUCUGUACCCAGCCUUUUCAAGUAGCUCAAGACUGCCCUUCAAACUCCGACCCGCAUAGUAACCAGGACUCUCGAUGAACAGAUGAUUCUCCAACAUCUCCUCACCCAUGGGCCCAGGAAUAAACCCCUUGUAAGUCUCAGAGUCCACCCGCACAAACCGAGUCCUCUGCCCAGUAACCUCCUCGAACUCGGCAAGAAUCCGAGUGGGAGUGUAGUAAUCCGCCGCAGCAAAGAUUUGGG
Messenger RNA from Penicillium brasilianum, 4840 nucleotides. Lineage: Eukaryota; Fungi; Ascomycota; Eurotiomycetes; Eurotiales; Aspergillaceae. The record is from the annotation of a GenBank genome assembly.